CAGGAAGUAGUCAUAAUCAUGUUGCUUGGCCAACACGUCCGAGAUAAAACACUGGCCGUCCUCAUUUGAAACGCUCGUUUUUGUUUCCGUCUACAAAGCAAGAAACAGCAAUUCAAUAAGUAAUACAACUUAUGAGGAAAGCGUGUCCGGUAAUAUCGCGAGGUUAGCCAGUCGGCGUGAAUGUGGCUGCUACUUUCCGCGGGCAGGGAGGACCUAACUCAGCACACUCUUCUGCAAGUGUGCUGAAGACUAUGCAAAGGUUUUACUUGGAACUAAAUUAAAUUUACUUCAGCUCAACCCAACAUCGUUUUAAACGUAGCUCAAAGUUUUAUUUAUACCCCGAAGGGUCUGGAAUACAUGGACGCUAACGUUAGCUCGCUAGUUAAGAGGCAUUUCAGUGGAAAUCGUCCGUAUUUCCCCUGAAAGAAACAAAAUGUCCGCGGAGCACAGAGCAAGCUGGAUACUGACAGGCACCGUGGUCGCUUGUGUCGCCGCUCUGUAUGUGCCCUGUGUGCAGAGGACGGUCCCCGGUGGAGACUCAGGAGAGCUGAUCACCACUGCUUGUGAGCUGGGGGUGGCCCAUCCUCCAGGAUACCCACUCUUCACUCUACUGGCUCACAUGGCUAUGCGUCUGCUGCCCUCACUCUCUCCAGCUCACAGUGUUAACCUGAUGAGUAGCCUCCUGGGGGCUGCAGCUUGUGGUGGCUUCUGCAUUACUGUCUGCAGGUUGGCAGGUCCUGGUCCUGGAGCAGUGCUGGCUGGUGGGCUGUUUGCUGUGUCCAGACUCAGCUGGCAGUGGUCCAUGGUGGCAGAGGUCUUCACCCUCAAUAACCUUUUUAUUGGCCUUCUCUUCUUCUUGACCGCCAGCUUCCACUGUGCUGAAAAUGCCACGCAGAGGAAGAAGACUGCACACUGGGGGGCAUUAUGCUGUGGCUUGGGGCUCUGUAACCAGCACACACUGGUGCUGUAUGUGUUGGUCAUCAUUCCUUGGGUCCUUUACCGACUGUAUUCUCAAAAGGAGCUGUCUUUGCGUGGCCUUGUAUCUCUGGGAUUCUGUUUCCUCGCUGGCUUCCUGCCGUACAUCUACCUGCCGAUUUCAUCCUACCUCAACACAGCCCGCUGGAGCUGGGGUGACCAGACCACCCUGUCGGGUCUGUUGACCCACCUGCUGCGAGCUGAAUAUGGCACAUUCUGUCUGGCAAAGACAGAAACCUCGGUUAACCUGACCACAAUGCUGCAGGCUCAGUUGGACCACUCCCUGGCAGAACUUUCACUUCCUGUCUUGGUACUGGCAGGAAUGGGCUUUGCGCUCUCCUCAUUGGACAGGAGGUGUCGCUCAGUGUCUUGGCUGUUAACUGUCAUGCUGGUGGUCUACUCGCUGUUUUUUGCAUGGAGAGCCAACCUGGACAUUAGCAGACCCUUACUGCUCGGAGUGGUUGAGCGUUUCUGGCUCCAGAGCGAUGCUGCAGUGUGUGUGCUGGCAGGCCUCGGCUUGAGCCGGACUCUAGCUGGGCUGGAGAGGAGGCUGGGCUAUGGGGGGUUGUGGAAGACCACAGGCUGGGUCUUCACUGCAGCUCUGCUGGCACAUAUGGUGCACACCAAUCACAGGGAGUGUGAUCAGAGUGGGAACACUGUGGUGGAGAGGUUCGGCAGGGAGCUUCUGGCCUCCUUCCCCAAAGACUCGAUCAUCCUGACCAGAGGAGAUCUGCCUGGAAAUUCUCUGCGAUACCUGCACUACUGCCAGGGCGUACGGCCUGAUGUACGCCUGGUUGAUCAGGAGAUGAUGACAUAUGCUUGGUAUGUGGCCAAGCUGGCACAGCACCACCCUGGGAUCCACUUUCCCAGCCGCUGGUGGGACCCGGUCAACCCCGAGGAGAAAGGCACCUUCAGUCUCGAUCAAUUUCUGUCCCGCAACACGCAGAGGGAUGUGUUUGCCUGCAUCGGGCUUCCUGAUGGAGACCUGAGCUGGGAACGCAGUUAUUCCCGCUGGCCCCUGGGUGUGUGUGACUACUUAGUGCCCAUUCAGAAGCAGUUUCACCCUGAAGAGUGGGCUCAUCGUACACGCAAUAUCUACAACUGGAGUGAUCCACACAACAGUUUCCAUCCUGCAUCCUGGGAGCGUGUUGCUAAUGAAGAGAUGUGGCAAGCCAGGAUGAAGACGGCUUUCUUUCUGUUUGACCUGGCUGAAAGGAUGCAAGGAGAGGGGAAAGCUCGCCUCUUUGAGCUGUCUUACACUCUAUAUAAGGAGAUUGUUGAGGCCCACUCCGACUAUCCUCCAAACUGGGACAAGAACCUGGCUCUGGCUUGCGAGAGGCUGCUCCGCUCCGGUCACAGGGGUUACAGUGCAGACAGCCUACUGACCUGCAGUGUCCAGCACUUCAGUCUUUACUUAGAGAAGGACCCCACUGAUCCCCAGGCACCCGCCAUCCGCUCAGCCAUUACUCACCUGCUCCAAGAGAGAGACAGAUUCCGACAGAGCCGGAGGCAAACCCCAUAAGAUCCAUGGAGCUGGAACAAUGGACAUUAUGGCUAAGCCAGUGUGCCUCUUUGUGUGGUUUUAAGGUGACGCUCUAUGUGGAUCAAGACUGGUGCACUGGUGUUAAGUUUGGCUAAAUGUACUGUGCCAAAUUGGACUUGUAUGUCAAAAUUUGAAAUUAAGGGAAAUGCUGGCGGAUAAGUUCUCGUUUGAAGUUACCAAACAGAGCUAACACUGUGCUAUGUCUCAUUUGAUGAAUGUUUACAGUUGACCAGCGGCAGGGCAUGACUUUAGGAAGCCCUGUCUGACCUCAAUCAAGCUCUGCACGCUUCUCUUAAAGUCACCCAUUCAAUUGCUUUAUCGUUACAUCUCGUUCUUUUUCCCCCCUUUUUUUCCUAUUCUGCUCUCAGAGCUUUUAACGUGCUGAUUAUUCUGCCUCAGCCUCUGCUCUACUUCUUUUUCUCACAUUAGGAUGGCAAGACCGAGAUUGAGGGAAACCCAAUUUGGGGGCAGAAAUGGGGGAUUAGAGCGGCUGUUUAAUCUAGGACAGACUUGUGCUGUGCCACGCAGUCCUCACUCCACAUCAGUGGCAGCCCUACACACCCACCCACCCCUCUAUCCUUCCAUCAGUCUAUCUUAGAUGGUCCUUUAAAUGUUUAAAACUAAUGGAUUCGAUGAGUGCUUUCCCCCCCCCUCUCUCUCUCUCUUCCUUCCUAACAUGAGGGCGGUAAUCCCUCUUGGAUUUAAAUGAAAUGUGAAAUGUCACAAUGCCAGGGACCCUUUUAGAGGUGCGUUCGUGCGUGUGCCCAUGCGGGCAUCUAUGUUGAUUUGGGUCUGCAUGUGUGUGAGAACAUGCUUAAAUCUCCACUCAACCCCCUCUCCUUGCCAGAAUUGCUCAUAAACCUAUUCGAUAAACAGAUCGGGGAACUGAAAAGCAAAAUGCUUUGAUCGUUCGAGAGACGCAAAGUCAUGGAAAGUUCACGGAUAAACGCAGAUACGCAAGACUUUCAGUGCCCGACUCACAGGAAAAUGGAAUCUCAGGUCUGUGAAUGUCGGGAAGAGGUGCCGUCAAACUUAGUCGGACUGGACCAGGGUUGUUUCAAGAACACCCCUGAAGUACGCCUUUGUUAUACGUUUGAUCGGGAUCUGACGCAUCAGUUACACAGUUUUUAAAAAUGUUCGUGUUGAUGUUAAUGAACCUCGUGCUAUGAAAUGUGUUGUGCAGAGGUCAAAUCGGCAUAUUGCCAUAAGCUUUAUAAAACGUUUCUGAAGAAGCCUGCUGUUUGAGAUACCAGCGGAAAGCGAGGGACAGUGAGUGCAUGUGCAGUUUUCUCAGAAUGUAAUCUGCCCUCUGUGUUCGCAGGCCUGGUUAGCGGCUGUCAGCUGGCUGGAUGAUGAGGUUCGACCUGCUGUAGCACAGAUGGUUUGGUUUCACAUAAAAACAAGGGGGAAACUGUCAUUCUGCUUUCUACAGAUUAAAAUAUUUCAAUAAAGAUUUUUUUUAUGUAUUUUUGUGUUCUGCUCUCAGACGUAGUAUUUUUGAUAAAAAAUGUUAUCAUAUUUGUUGUUUUGACAUUGCAGGCAAAUUAAUAAUGCGGGUUUAAAUCGUGUUUUUUUUAACUUGACUGUAUUGGUGUAGUUUAAUGUUUACAUCAGUUAUCUGCUGCCACAUGCCUCAUCCCCUCUUAUUUUUACCUUACCUUCCUUUUAUCAUCCCCCUCUUGUCACCCACCCUCCCCGCCUUCCCACCCCUUCUCACUCUGUCUUUCCGUAACCCCUCUGUUCCUCUUCUCUCCCCUGUUUCUGAGAGUCACUUGCCCACCCUAAAUCAGCAAGCUGCCGAGGAUUGUGGGAACCCAUGGAAUCGCCGUGACCAGGGAUGCAGGCAGGGAGCCACAGCAACGCUGGAAUGUGGGGCGUCUGAGGAGAUAAGAGCUGUGAGCCCAGCCAGGGAGAGGCGCGAAGUGGGGGAGGACGAAGAGGCAGAGUGAGGAGGGUGAGACAGAAACAGGGAGAGCAGCAAGUCUGUGAAUGGGGAAACAGAAACACAACGCCAUAAACAGCCAGAGAGCAAGACAGAGUGAGACAGAGAAAGAGGGGCGGGGGACUUAGGGGGGCACACACUGGAGAUGGGAAGCCAGCCUUAUUCCUCUUUGCAUUUCAUUUACAUCCCUGGCCGUAUCGACCAAUCGGAUUGGGAGCAAAGCCCAGGGCUUAGGAGGGGAAUAAAAAGACAAAAUGCCUUUGCUGCUCUCAUCCCUCCCUGAUAAUACCCCUUCUGUUUUUCUUUUCUCCUUUUCUCUCGUCUAUAAGUAGAUACUGUCCGAAAUGCCAGCGGAAAAGCGACACCUCCGCUUGCUGUGUAUCUCAGAUAGACCGAGCGGGAGCAGGGGCUGAAAAGACAGCUUUAGCAACUGGGCCUAUCUCCACUCCUCUCUCUGGCUGGAUGGGAGCUUGGAGUGGAAGGAGGCGGAGGGCUGGGGUGUGUUGGUUAGUGUUUGGGAAGAGAAUAGAGGGUGUGAGAGGCAUGAUAUACUGAGCUGGCCACAGAUUUUGCAAAAUCUUACACUCUGAAAAACUUUUUUUUUCCUUCCUAAGACUCGUAUGUCUCAUUUCAUACUAUGAUUUAGUCAUGAAAGUGACCGGUUUUCACAUUUUCUUAUUCAAGUACAGUACUGUCCAAGUCUUGAGCAGUUUGUUGAAACAUGCAAGCGUACAUGGAAAUACAGUAUAUGAGGUAAAAACAGUUUGUACAUUUCUAACAAGCUUUAAAGUCGAUAUUUGGUAUGACCACUUUUAUUCUUCAACACAGCCUGAACUCUCGUAGGCAAGCAUUCUUGUAUUUUCUUUAAGUUGUCUUUAGUAAUAUUUCUCUGGAUGUUGUCUGCCUUUCUUCUGCUCUCUGUCAAAAUGAUCCAACACUGCUUUGGUAACACUGAGGUGCAGGCUCUGGGGAGGCCAGGCCUGCAUUCAUCGCUCCACCACUGAUUUCCAGUCCUGUUCUUGUGUAAGUUGGAAUACCUCCCACAAGAAGGAAUUCUUAACAGCCACUGAGACCAUUUCUGAUGAGCCUUUAGUUAGCAGUAGAUGGAUAGACUAAAUUAUUUUUUUUCUUAUUUCUUAAGGACGUGACUUUUGGAUUCUGUUCAUCUGCUAUAGAUAGUUUUGAGGUCUGCCACUUCUUCUGUCCUCUAUUCGUCGAGUUUCCUCAGUUUUUUGUGACACAUUGCACACCAUGCCAAAACAUGCCUAGUUUUCAGCUAAUAGCUCUUUGCGACUCUACUUAUUGGUGCAAAAAUACUAUUUUGUACUUGUCCACCUGUAUUACCUUUGGCAUUUUUCAUGAACGCAAGAGGUAAAGAUAGAAGACGGUACUGCAUGUAUCAAGUAAACAUGUAUGAGAAAAUGUAAAAAAGCUGACUUAAAUAAAGCAGAUAAAUAGUUAUCACUUAUGUCUCAGUGUAAGGAGGUCCAUGGGUUUGGACCCAUGCAGUGCCUCUGUGUGCACUGGACUCUACCACAAAAGUGAUUCUGAAUCUCAAGAGUUUCACUUCCAUCAUGCAAAUGAAUUAAAACAAAGCAAAACAGCAUUUGCCUGCAGGUUUGUCUGAAACACCAACUCCUGUGAGCAGGCACACUGUAACCUUAAACUUCUCACAGAGGUAGCACUACUGUUAUCUUGGCUAAAUUAACUGCUCUCCUGAAUGUGUAUUGCGUAGAAUUAGGCCCAUUAACAUCAGUCUGUGUUGACAUCAUGAUUGACUUUUCUCAGGUUUCCGUUUGCCAUCACUCUUGAUUUGUGUUUCCACAGUGUGUGGCGGCCAGUGUUUGUAUGUCAGGUGCAGCAUGUGUGCAAGUUUAUUUGUACAGGUGUUUGUAGUGCCCUCCAUUGUUUUACUGUUUGUAUGUUGUAUUUGCAAGUUUCUUUACUGUGUUUAAAAAAAAAACUAUGGCAUUGUCUUCCUGCUCUAGUCUUUGUGUGGUUGCACCUAUACCAUUGUACUGCAGCUGGAUCCUGCACUGCCAAUGCUGCCUACAUAUAAAUAGUGCUUAUUGAAAUUUACUGUUUGAGAGAUGAGUUUAUCUCACUUGGGGUUUGUGGCUCAGCUGUUAGAGAAAGAGAGGGUCCGUUACCUGCCUGCACAAAAAACCUGUGAGUGAUCAGGUCACAUUAGGACCCUGUGUGGACCCCCCUCCAGCUUCACAGCAUCCUCGUCCUCUUUAACCCACACAGCCUCCUCCCAAUAGUAAAUCAAACCAAACAAUAGAGGAAGAUAUCCGAGGGAUUAGAGGUCAGAGGGUUGGGGAAUACAACAUCUCUAUUUCCAGGAUCAAUUUUCAACCGCUUGGUAAUCUCUGCCCCCAGGCUCCACAUACCUCCAGUGGUCUCUCUGGCGGGGAGGUGGCAUUGCCAGGCUGUUGGAGCUGGUACUCCAGCUGGGUGUGCGUGGUUGAUAGGAUAGCGGGGAGGUGAGGUUGUAGGUUGAUGGUGUGGAUGGACAGGAGAGCAGAGGGAUGAGUAACAAUAGGUCCCUCCCCUGUAUCCAAACCUUACCUUAAUCCUCACGGAUAAAAGUGUAAAUGUAUGGUGUGUAUGAUCACACGCUUGUGACAUUUUAGCAGAUGAAAAACGUUCGGUAUGUGUCUGUGUGCUUCCUGUGUGUGCACAUGUCCACAAACUUUGUUUUAAUCUGCAAAUUUGUAAAUGUGAAAUAACUUUGAGUUCUUCCGAGCAGGCUGAAUAUUAUCCCCAAGUUCCCGUUGUUAUCUUGUGUACACACAUUUGUUUAUUUGAUACAGCCCCGCUCCACUACAGCACUUCUGUAUAUCAAAGACAGCAGUGCGGAGCGUAAUUGAAAAUGGCUACCGUGGAGAAAGGUCUCUCUGCUUUGACUGAGAAGAGGCAGGAAAAAGCCUCAUUCUCCGCUCCCUUCUUAGAUCUAUUUAAAUAAUUGAGGAGUAAACUGACAAAUUAGGCACCUUUAUGGAUGCCCCUGGGCUCUCUCUGGGGUCCUUCACUUUUCCCAGUACAAGAGAGCGCCACUAGGCACUGGAUAAUAUCUCUGUGUGCUUUGAGAAGAAGGGGGGUAGUGGGCCAGGAGGGGUUUCGCCAAUCAAGCGGGCCACACUUCCUCCCCCAGGUUCUAAUUUUGUGCCACAUUAAAGAGCUCGGCCUCCAUUUAGGACACAGAGAGGCAUUUUCAUAAUUUGCCGGGUCUCUCGACUAGCUCGGGGUGCCUUUUUUCCUCUCUCUUGCCUCUCUUUCCCUCACUCUGUAUCUGAAUGGAAGGCCCGGGGAGGAAGAGGGGUAAUUCAUUCGUUUCCUUUCAACCAACCAGCUUCAGUUCUGCAUAAUGUUGCUGCUAGGUGUGUACGGAAGCUAAUAUUUAUCUCUUUAAUAAUUCCCCAUUAGACCUGAAUAUUAUUUGCCACAUAAAGCCUACACUGCUUAUUGUGGGGUGUACAUUGAAACGGUGGCGUUUUGGCAUUGCAGCUGUGACCAUUGAUUAAAUAUGUGUACUGUACACCCAACACGUAAUCUAGGUUAAAGUUGUUUUAAUUCUUCUUGCUGACACCAUCCAUUCAUGCAGCUGCAGCAUGCGUAAGCAUUGAUUCAUAUGUGAUUGGUCACAUAAUUCACAGUCUCAGGGGGCAUUUCAUCGCUGACAGACAAGCUAAUCUGAAAUCCCCCAAUUUACAAAUGAAAAUCCCACCAUCCAAUUGAGCUAAUAGAGGGACUUGAAUGGGAUAAUAAGAUGUGGUGUAAUACUGUGUAAAAAGCCUGUAAUGUUGUGUUGGUGUAAGAGCCUGUGUGACUGGAUGUUUGACUGUUUGCAGUGAUUAUAGGGGCCUCCGGGCCUGGCGACGGCUCCGUGGCUGGGACAGGGAGCUUCUCCCUGGGCAAGGAGAUACGCCUGUCUGCCCCUUCUGCUGGAGCUACAGGGACCAGGAUGUCAUGAGGGAGAGUGCUCCCUGUGAGCUCUCUCUCUCUCUCUCUCUGUCUGUUUUGCUUUCUGUCUCUUUCUGUACGUCUCUCUCUCUCUCUCUCUUCCUCUCGUUCUCGGUCUGUACUAUUGCAGUGCUUGCAGAUGUGCACAAACAAGGGAGGAUUAAAGCAAAACGAAUCUAAACAGACAAAUGGAAUUAGAAUGAUGGGUGUCGGUGGGCUGGUUCACAGUGAUAAACAUAAUGAUGCUCUGUAUGUAUGUGUGUGUGAGUGUGUGUGUGUGUUCCUGUGUCUGGGGGAUUAUCAGUGGUUAGGUGUGUGGUGUGUAUGGCUGGGUGACUGCUUCUGGGUGUCUUUGUGUGUUUGCCUAUCCGUCUAUGUUUUUGUAAUUAUGUGUGUGUAUAUUUACUCUGUCUAUAGUUGUGUGUUUGAUAAAUUAGUUAUUCCAUAUUGCCUCACAAAAACAAGUCUCUCUGUGCCCUCUGCAUGUGUGUGGGUAUGUUUCUCUGUUUUCCUUUCUGUUAGGGUCAUAUUUCUUUCUCGUCUUCCUCUGUGUUUCUGUUUGUGCAGCGGACACUUUUGCCCGUGUGUGCUUAGUGGUCACCGAACUCAGUACUGACCUGUAACUUGAAUAUCAUAAGGCACUAUUUGCUGGAGUGGAAUAUGGAAGUGUGAAGCUGACCACUGCUCUGCUGUUUAUGUGCAGUUGUGUUGUGUUCUUAUGCCAGCAGUCUGUGCGUUUAUGUGGUGUUGAGGUCAGGAGUGUGGAGGAACCAGCAGGGGGGCAGUGAUCAACAAUCUGGGGCUCCCCUGCAGAGGGGCUCUGGGAUUAGGGCUAAACCCUGUCCUGCCAGAUGGGCACAACACAUCCCCACAUCACACAAGCACCAGCACCUUUAGGACUGCUUUUGCCCUGCCCUCUUUCUCUGUGGAAACUUAAGUGACUUAAACCCGAGGACCUCACAGAAACGCGGCAGAGGAGACGACUGAGAUGAGGCACGCUUCAAAGUGUCAGGUAGUGGACAGUAUGGCCAGUCAGCAGGUUUCAAGGGCAUCAGAAAUGAAACUUACAGGUUGUUUUGAUGUGCUGUAUUUUAGAGCCACAGGCUACACUGAAAUGAUAAAGUGUGUCUGUGUGUGUGGGAAGGUCUGUAAGUGUGUAGAUUGGUGGCUCAGGCAUCAGCAGUGGGUUGAUUGCUUCCUGCUUGACUCUUAUCAGGCACAACUGGCACUAAAUAGCAUCUAUAAUAUUGAAUGUAUUCCCAUAAAUCUAUAAAAUUAUUUGCUUUUUAUGCAUUGGCUCAUCGACCUUGUGAAAAAUCUUGCCGUUUUCUGUUUUGUUACAAUUCCUUCUUAAACUCGUAGCGACCUAUGAGUCCAUCAAUCGCAAGUGGAUAACUUGACAUUUGCAUGAACCUCCAGUGCUUUGUGAUAACAGCCCACCUGUAACUAUUAUCCAUUGGUUCCCCAGCAUGACUUAGGAAAUCAUCUCUGCAUUACUAGAAAGCAGAUUACAUGAGACAAGUGUACAAACAAAUAAAAGAUUACAGGCUGUGAACAUGUUUCAGUCUAAUUCCCUUUCAACAAGCUGUGCUCAGCACAAUGCUUUUCUCUCCCCAAGCUAAAUUUGGAUUUCCCCGUUGAUGUGAAGGCCUGCUGGCCAGCCAUGUCUUCCACCAAGAGCACAACCUCUGUAAUGACAGUGUUCCACAAGACUGGCCUGUCUCCUCUGCUGGUAUUAGUUAGGCUUUGGAGUUCAAGUGACUACAGGGUUUAAACAUGGAUUUUUUUUAAAAAAAAAGAGGGGAAGAAAGACUCGCUGUUGUUCUUGAAAAGCUGUGUUUAUCCAGGAUUAGAGACACCAACAUGUUAAUAAUUGUUUCUCACAGAACUGCAAAGAAGCACUUUCCUGUAAUCCCCUAAUCAGGCAUUACACCUCUGAGCGAAGCCACAACGCAGGCGCGUGGUGUCUGUGACGCAGCACGCCUACACUGUGUCAUACACCCACAUCUUCCCCCAAACCACACCCACUUUGUACAAAAGCACCUGCUCUAGUUUUCCUUUUGUAAUCUUUGUAAUUGUCAUGAAGCAUCUGCUGUGGAUGUAUCAUAAAGUUCUGCAUGUGUCUUUCAUUCAUUUUUCACUAUAACAGUCUGGUGUUGUUUAAACAUAACAUUUAUUAAAGCACAAUACUUCUGCUCCA
Oreochromis niloticus (Nile tilapia) is the source of this 10626-nucleotide messenger RNA. RefSeq names its product transmembrane protein 260 (gene tmem260). Lineage: Eukaryota; Metazoa; Chordata; Actinopteri; Cichliformes; Cichlidae. Bases 434 to 2497 code for a protein of 687 amino acids. The transcript has 17 exons. The record is from RefSeq and is a predicted model, not a curated record.